UUGAGCAUAGAAACAAAAAAUUCUCUUCUCUGUUGCUUAUCUCUCACGUUUCCCUUUCAACCUCACUCCUUCAUCACUCACUCUUUCCGUUUUGCGCCGGCGGGAACUAACCGUCAUUCCGGUAACCCUUUUACCUGAAUUUCAUCAUUCAACGAUCAAUUUCCAAUCUUUAAUUUUUUUGGGGAUAAUAACAAUUUUCAAUAAAAUAGGGUUAGGUUAAUUCCAUGGCGAUUUCAUCUGGGACUGGUAACCAUCAAGAACAACAUGCUCAUGGCAAUUUGGAUCCUGCUAUAUAUUGGACCCCCGAAGAACAAGCUACUCUUGAAGAUUUACUCACAGAGUAUGCCUCAAUAUCGAACAUAACAUUACGUUAUGCAGAGAUAGUUCCAGCGCUAAAUGAUAAGAGCGUUAGGGAUGUGGCACUGCGAGUCAGGUGGAUGAACGUAAACAAGAAAGAAGAUAUCAGGAGAAGGAAGGAUGGUCACAAUUUGGCACGAAAAAGUAAAGGCAAAAAGAUGCUUACCAAAAGUCAGGAAAGGGUGUCUGACCCUGCAGCAAAAUCAUCUCAAUUUUCUGCUGCUCGACCCAAUGUCCCUCCAUAUGCGCAACCAAUGAUUCGAAUUGACAAUGAUAAUGCCAUCCCAUAUGCAGCAAUUGGAGGUCCUACUGCUGAGCUAUUAGAGCAACAUACACGAGCCUUGAGCCAAAUCUCUGCAAAUCUUUCCUCUCGCCAGAUAUAUGAGAACCUCUAUCUUUUGUGCCGAAUUAGAGACAACUUCUUUAGAAUAAUAAUGAAUGAGAGGAAGGAUUCAUCAGAAGUGAUGAAGAAAAUGCCAUCUCCUCCUUGGAAUAUGAAUGAAGAGCUGGCCAAUUACAUACUUCCAUUAUUUCUUUACCAGCCUCAGUAACGAUCCUUUUUAUUCAGCGAUAACAGGCUUACCUCUUCAUUGUUUCUUUCUCUGGUGGGAAAACAGAAGAAAGAAUGAAUAAUUGUUCACAAUCUUCAAGCUGAAUUAGUUUUCAUAAUUUUUUACUUUUGAUGUUAGCUUAUCUUGUUCCCUAGUUUUUCUCUAACUUAGUGGUACAAUAGGAAUUAUUUGUAUUCAUGAUAUUGAUUAAUUUAAAUUUAAGAAGCAAUAAGAGCAAUAAGUUGUAGUA
This is a messenger RNA of Trifolium pratense (red clover), 1158 nucleotides long. RefSeq lists its product as uncharacterized. The transcript is spliced from 7 exons. The coding region runs from base 225 to 908 and encodes 227 amino acids. The record is from RefSeq and is a predicted model, not a curated record. NCBI's taxonomy places the organism in Eukaryota, Viridiplantae, Streptophyta, Magnoliopsida, Fabales, Fabaceae.